CAUACUCGUUUGUCUCACUACUUUUUACGUAGUAACAAUGGUGCAAGACAUAGAUCCCUUUUCGGUAGCGCGGGACUUGUUCCCGGACAUGCCUCCUGGCUUCCCUUUUGAGAACUUUGAACUCGAGGAGCUUAUCUUGCCAGAUGGCGAUGACUUGGGCAUUAAGAGUGAUGACGAUGAUAUCAAGGAGGAGGAUGUGCAGACGCAGUCUGGCUUUGGAUCGUGCAUCGUUAUCCAAAACCUGCCCAAGGCGCCGGAGGAGAAGUAUGAGAAGCUCAUGAACGUGGUCCGCACCAUUGCCAGCAAGCUGGGAGACGUACGCGACAACGGGAUUUUCAUGCCUCUUGACGAGGCGACAAAGCUCACGAAGGGAUUUGCGUUCGUGGAGCUGGCGCGCAAGGAGGAUGCCGAUGCGGCUUUGCUCGAUGAGCGCUUCAUCAACGGCUAUCAGCUUGACAAGAACCACAAGCUGACGCUGUGCCGGUUUGACGACUUUGACAAGUAUGCCAAGGUGCCGGACGAGUACUCCCCCUUGGAGCCAGCUCCUUACAAGCAGCCGGAGAACCUGCACAGCUGGCUGGCAGACAAGCUGGGGCGCGACCAGUACGCGAUGCGCCACGGCGACAACACCAUGGUCUGCUUCAACGACGGCAAGCGCGGCCGCGCGGAUGUCGCCUUCCAGCGCGAGUACUGGACCGAGUCCUUCGUGCAGUGGUCUCCGCAGGGCACCAUGCUCGCCACCAUGCACCGACAGGGUAUGGCGGUGUGGGGCGGCCCCUCCUUCACGCGCCUCAACCGCUUCGCGCACCCCAACGUGCGCCUGAUCGACUUCUCGCCCAACGAGAAGUACAUCUUGUCAUACACCAGCCAUGAGCCCGUAAGCGCGCGGGACUCCUUCCACGUGCUCAUUAACAUCUGGGACGUGCGCGCCGGGAAGCUCCUGCGCAAGUUUGAGGGCCCCGCGGACGAGUACGCGGUUGGAUCCUCCGCGGGCCCCAACGGCGCGCUCAAAUGGCCGGUGUUCAAGUGGGCUGGCGGCCGCGACGACCUGUACUUUGCGCGCCUGGGCCGCGGCAAGAUCUCGAUCUUUGAGUGCCCGCACAUGGGCCUGCUGGGCAAGGAGUCGCUGAAGCUGGACGGCGUGCAGGACUUCGAGUGGAGCCCCUCGGAGCCGCUGCUGGCGGCCUACUCGGCGGAGCAGGGCAACCAGCCGGCGCGCAUCGUGGUGUAUAAGAUCCCCGAGCGCAUCGAGCUGCGCCAGAAGAACAUGCUGAACGUCAGCGACGUGAAGCUGUACUGGCACCCCCAGGGCACCUACCUGGCGGUCAAGGUGGAGGCCUGGACCAAGACCAAGAAGUCCACCACCACCAGCUUCCAGAUCUUCUGCGUCAAGGACAAGGACGUGCCGCUGGAGGUGUUUGAGCUGAAGAACAACAAGGAGCGGGUGAUCAACUUCGCGUGGGAGCCCAAGGGACACCGGUUCGCGGUCGUGCACGGCGACGGACCCCGCCCCUCCAUCUCGUUCUUCACCAUGCGGGACGACAAGAACCGCCUGGGCGUGCGCGAGCUGAAGGUGCUGGACAACCGCGCCUGCAACGUCAUCAGCUGGUCGCCGCAGGGCCGCAACAUCGUGCUGGCGGGCCUCAAGAACUUCAACGGCCAGCUGGAGUUCUUCAGCGUGGACGAGAUGGAGACCAUGGCUACCGCGGAGCACUUCAUGGCCACCGACGUGGAGUGGGACCCCACGGGGCGCUACGUGGCGACGGUGGUGUCGCACGUGCAGCAGAUGGAGAACGGAGUCAACAUGUGGUCGUUCGGAGGGCGGCUGUUGUACAGCACGCAACGCGACAAGCUGUACCAGUUCAGCUGGCGGCCCCGCAUGCCCAGCCUGCUGCCGCCUGAGAAGGAGGCGGAGAUCGCCAAGAACCUCAAGCAGUACACGAAGCGGUACGACGAGGAGGACGAGCAGCUGCUCAUGCAGGCCGACGCCGACGUGCUGCAGGAGCGGCAACGCGCGCUGGACGAGUGGAAGGCCUUUGUGGAGAGCCGCCGCAACUACGCGGCGCUGCAGCUGGACUUCAAGCGCGAGCUGUACGGCGCGCGGUUCGCGGAGAAGGAGUUCUCCAUCCAGAAGGUCAUGGUGGAACAGGUGGUGGACGUGAAGGAGGAGCCGUACAACAACAAGUAAAGCGGCGGUGCUGGGCGGGUCUUUUGCCUAGGUGGCGGUGGGGGGUGCGGAGGGCGUGUGGGGGGUAUUAGGAGGAGAUGGUUUCUGCGGGUGGUUUGGGGCUUGCAGGGGGAAAGAAAAUGUCGGAAUACACACACAGACAGCGCCGGGGGGAGUAUAUGGAGGAGGGUGCGCCGGUCCGUUGAGCCCGCAACAGUAGCUGUAUAGAUAUGCUGGGAAGGAGGAGGCGGAGGUCAUGUUAGGCAGGUACAUGCAGGCUGGCGCCACGUGGGGUUUGCGCCGCCGAGGGGGUCAUCAGUUGCCCCUGGUUAUCGACUUGUACCGUUGGGGCGGAACCAUUCUCUCGCUGUGCUGAUUGCAUGUCAGGUGCUUUCGGCAACACGAGUGUGUAGGGCCUGGUGGCAUGGUUUGCAGUGGCCUGCGGUCCUGCUGCCGAGGUCAUCAAUAGCAAUAGCGUACUGGGGUUGGGGUUACAAACGCUGAAGGUGUUGACGGCGUGUGGGCACGGUUGCUUUCAGACGCAACAUCUGGAGUGUUGGGAGGUGGCAACAUACGUUGCACACGGGGUUAGGUGUGUGGGGUGCACGGGCAGAGUAUGUUCCUGGCGAGAUAAUUCGGUAGAAAGGUGUUGCGAACAGCUUUUCGCGGCAGGCUGGAUCCUUUAGGUAGCUGGCAUGGAUGAAAGCGGCUGUUGGGGUUAGGGGCUUAGUAAUGAUUCGGCUGAGCGCUGAAGCUUAAGGGAUUAGAUGGGUAGGCAUGCGCAGGUGCGUUGAUCUUUACGAAUGACGGAUGUAGGCACAUUGCGAUGACUAAAAGCGACAAACAUUUCUGUCAUGGCCUAGAAGGCCGGUACUUAUUGCAAGUAAUGCAAGUGCCUGCAUUGUUCCUUCUUGGGAGUGUGUAGUUCCCACGCGGUGAGCAUAUGACAAGUAGUCUUAUUGCAGCAAGGACUAUAAAUAUAAACACCUCUUGAGUCCAUAGUUCACCUUGCAAUGCUUGGACAUCGCUCAGCGCUAUGGCAAAGCAGGCAGCACAGCUCGCGUGGACAAUGCCUACGCCAUGCUCCUACAAAACACCGCCGAACACUUUGGAAGUCGCGAGCGUCAGGAGAUGACCUCCCACCUGUGACACGCCUAUCAGCGGAGGAUGCCUGCAAGCUACUUGAUGUUAGCACUAGCGCAACCUUUGAGGAGAUAGUGCAAGCGAAGAAUCGCAAGCUUUCCGCAGCAGAUGGAGAUAUGGACAAGGUUGUGGCUAUCGAGAAUGCUUACGACACCCUCUUCAUGCGCAGCAUGAAGAAACGCAUCUCCGGUGAACUGGAGGUGUCCACCAGUGUACGCUAUGCGGAUGUGCCCGCCGCACCCAAGCGUGGGAGCGCCGUCAAAGCAACGAAGCAAGCCACCGCCGGCAGCAGCAGUAGCGGCGGCGCGCCCUCCCUCAAGUCCCCGGCUCCCCGCCUGCCCCCAGGCGGCCUGCCCGUGGGUCUGGCGCUGCCUGCCAGCCGGCGGGUGGCCCUGGUGCAGGGCGGUGUGUUCGCGACGUGCGGGCUGUGGGCGCUGCUGCAGGCGCUGCUGGAGUCGCCCGAGGCGCAGCUGGGGGACACGGCGGGGCUGCAGGUGGCGGUGGCGCUGGGGUACUCGGUGUACAGCAUGCGGGAGGACAAAAAGAUGGGACUAGGCAAGGCGACGGCACUUACGCUGGGGUGUCUGAUUGCGGGGGCUCUGGUGGGCACGGGUGUGGAGGGCUGGCUGAGAGUGGACAUCGUGCCCAUCGGGAGCUUCAGCUCCCCCGGUGUGUUCGUGUCGGAGGCGGUGCUGCUGCUGAUGGGGCUGGGCUGCGUGUUCCUGGUGUGAGGGCACACGUGGCGGGAGGGGAGGCAGCGGGUGUGAGGCAUUGCAGCAUUAGUGGCGAGGGAGAUACAGUGCGCGGGUCAAAGGUGAGGGAGAUGAGUAGAGUUGGUAGAGGCUGUAGCGACGAGAAGCCGCCUGGUGUGAAGCGUGGUGCGUGAGGGUUUCUUGGAGUAGGUGCGGUGCUGGUGAGGGCAGCGUGUGCAGGCUAUGUCUUCAUAACAGAGCGGUGGGAACGAGCGAGGCAUGUGGAGAGGCCAGUUGCAGUUGCGGAAAUGGAGAAAGCAAGGUGGCUGGCGGGAAGGGGUGAGUGCGGAGAGAGGGACCCUGCGAAGGCGAGGGAUGUUGUGCUGCCCGGCGGCUGUUGGUGGGAUAUCAGGUGCAGGGGGCUGUAUUACCCUGCAACUGGCGCGGCUCCUUUCCGUCAAGCGUCUAACAGCGGUAGUGUGGAGUGUGGAGUCGAGGAAGUAACAUAGUAACAUACGAAGACAUGGGUAUAAGCAUUAUAUGAGGGAUGAUAAGGCUCUUGUAUGCCCUUGUGUACAAAUAACUUGUGAGGCUGUUGUGCAAGUCAUAACCCUGAGGUCAUUGAGGAGUGGUGUGAGAGGCGCUUGGUGGCACAACCCGAGGUUCGUGUGUCAGGUCUCAGGGAACGAGGCUUCAGGACAUAGAGCUGUUUCGAGAGAUCGAGGCACACAACAACGUUUAGACUACUAGAGGUGUUGAUGCUUGAGGGGUGUUGCCCGUGAGAACAGACUCAGUCGUCUUUGCGGCUACCGGUUCACGUGCUGUACGAAUCCCUUUCUUGCUGAAGUUUAUAAUCCCUUUGUUCCAGGGAUGCCUGAUCUCCAAGGUUGGGCUAUGGUGUCGUACACACUUUAGUUUCAGAACCAACCGGCAAAAACUUAAUCCGACGCCACAUGUAACAUCCCGGCAUACG
Astrephomene gubernaculifera is the source of this 4975-nucleotide messenger RNA. The record is from the annotation of a GenBank genome assembly. NCBI's taxonomy places the organism in Eukaryota, Viridiplantae, Chlorophyta, Chlorophyceae, Chlamydomonadales, Astrephomenaceae.